Messenger RNA from Capsicum annuum, 558 nucleotides. Its product is annotated as craniofacial development protein 2-like. Gene Ontology annotation, cellular component: nucleus. The record is from RefSeq and is a predicted model, not a curated record. Lineage: Eukaryota; Viridiplantae; Streptophyta; Magnoliopsida; Solanales; Solanaceae. The transcript is spliced from 2 exons. Gene Ontology annotation, biological process: chromatin remodeling. Bases 1 to 558 code for a protein of 185 amino acids.
AUGGGCUUGGAAGAGAAGGUGAAGGUGAGAUUUUGGGAAGAUUUGGAUGAGGUGGUGAGAAGCGUGCCUAGCGUGGAGAAGAUCAUCAUAGCAGGGGACUUUAAUGGGCACAUUGGAGUCCUACCUAGAGGCUAUGAUAAUGUGCAUAGUGGUUUUGUCUUCGAUGUUAGAAAUAGGGAGGGAACGGCCCUGUUGGAUUUUGCGAGGGCCUUUAAGCUGGUGGUUGUGAACUUGAGUUUCCUAAAGAAGGAGGAUUACCUGAUUACCUUUCAAAGCAUGAAAGCGAAGACUCAGAUUGACUUUCUGUUGGUUAAGAAGCAGGAUAGGAUGCUAUGUAAGGACUGUAAGGUCAUUCCGAGCGAACAUGUUGUAUGGCGCGGAGUGUUGGCCAGUCAAGCACUCCCACAUCCAAAAAGUGAGGGUGGAGGAAAUAAGGAUGCUGCGUUGGAUGUGUGGCUUACUAAAGGAGACAGGAUUAGGAAUGAGAUUAUUAGAGAGAAGAUAGGGAUGGCGUCGGUGGAGGACAAGAUGCGGGAAGGAACGCUGAGAUGGUUUUGA